Pecten maximus is the source of this 2706-nucleotide messenger RNA. Its product is annotated as histidine ammonia-lyase-like. Gene Ontology annotation, molecular function: histidine ammonia-lyase activity. The record is from RefSeq and is a predicted model, not a curated record. The transcript has 22 exons. Gene Ontology annotation, biological process: L-histidine catabolic process. NCBI's taxonomy places the organism in Eukaryota, Metazoa, Mollusca, Bivalvia, Pectinida, Pectinidae. Bases 150 to 2117 code for a protein of 655 amino acids. Gene Ontology annotation, cellular component: cytoplasm.
UGACCUUUGUUUUGUUGACCUCGCAGAUAUCGAAUCUUUCAGUUGUUCGCUUUCGAGAAAUUGAAAGUUUCAAGAGUAGAAAGGCUGAACAGUUUUGUUGUAAGCGGGUAAAAACUUUUACACGUAGAAAGGUAGAGGUAAACUGAAACAUGAAGCUAUCUGUACGGGUACGCGGGGAUUGGUUCGCUGUUCCCUGUAAGGGAUCGGAGAAGGUGAAAUGGCUCGGAGAGGAGAGCUUGCGUCGUUACUACAAAUCCAAGUGUAACAGCGGCCACGCCGAUGAAACGGUGUUUGAAGUCCGCAAAGCCAAGGGUGGCGCCAUUCUAGAUUCUGAUGACUCCAUCCGGGAUGUUCUGGACGACAGUGACUUUGUUACAGUCGUUCUGGACAGUGAUAUGUCGAGUCCCGCCAUAGGCCCUGCUGAACCUGUCUAUGUGGAAGAGAAGAUACCAAAAGAAAGUGUCCAAGCCGCUAAGGAGGUCAUGUCUCUGGAUGGAAACAGCCUUUCAACUGACGACCUGGUUCGACUAGGGAAAGGUUACUACAGAAUAAAGCUAACAGUUGAGUCUGAACAGAAGGUCAACAAAGCCAGACAACUCCUGGAGGACAUAAUCAACAGCAACAAAGUUGUGUACGGGAUCACCACUGGGUUUGGAAAAUUCGCCCGUACGACGAUUGAAAAGUCCAAACUGAUAGAGCUACAGGAAAAUCUGAUUCGGUCUCAUGCUGCCGGCGUUGGUCCACCACUGUCCCCGGAGAGGACUCGCAUGGUCCUGGCCCUUAGAAUCAAUGUGUUAGCUAAGGGCUUCAGUGGUAUCUCGAUGGACACUCUUCAGAAAUAUAUCGCCGCUUUCAAUGCCUCCUGUUUGCCAUUCGUACCCGAAAAGGGAACAGUGGGUGCUAGUGGUGACCUUGCCCCAUUGUCCCAUCUCGCACUCGGUAUGAUGGGAGAGGGUAAGAUGUGGAGCCCCAACAGUGGCUGGGCCGAUGCCAAAUAUGUUCUGGAAUCUAAUGGGUUAGAACCGAUAAAGCUAGGACCAAAGGAGGGUAUUGCAUUAAUCAAUGGAACGCAGCUCAUAGCAGGACUGGGCUCAGAAGCUGUGGAAAGAGCUGAAGCUAUCGCUCGACAGGCAGAUAUCGUGGCCGCCUUUACCUUGGAUGUCCUGAAGGGUACAACUAGGGCGUUCGAUAGCAACAUACAUGAUGUCAGGCCACACAAGGGGCAAAUCAAAGUUGCCAGGAGACUGAGAUCGCUGCUUCACUCGGAAACACAUCCAUCCGAGAUUGCAGCAAGUCACAGAUUCUGUGACAGGGUCCAGGAUGCCUAUACCCUCCGUUGUUGCCCACAGGUUCAUGGAGUGGUGAACGACACUAUAGAUUUCGUGAAAGGCAUAUUGACUACAGAAAUCAACAGUGCUACCGACAACCCAAUGGUUUUCGCUGAUAUUAAUGAAAUCAUAUCCGGAGGGAACUUUCAUGGUGAAUAUCCGGCAAAGGCCCUUGAUUACCUUGCUAUUGGUGUUCACGAGCUCGCUAAUAUGAGUGAACGACGUAUCGAGAGACUUGUCAAUCCGGCUUAUAGUGAGUUACCGGCCUUCCUUACACCUGACGGUGGACUCAAUUCAGGAUUCAUGAUUGCGCAUUGUACCGCCGCUGCCUUGGUCUCCGAGAACAAGGUGUUGUGUCACCCGGCGUCUGUCGACUCAUUGACGACAAGUGCAGGCACAGAGGAUCACGUGUCCAUGGGAGGGUUUGCAGCGAGAAAAUGUCUACGUGUAGUUGAACAUGUCGAGCAAGUCCUGGCGAUAGAGUUGUUAGCUGCAUGCCAGGCUAUCGAGUUCCUACGUCCGCUAAAAUCUACACCACCGCUUGAGGAAGUAUAUAAGUUGGUUCGUAGUAAAGCUGGACCAUGGGAUAAAGACCGCUUCAUGACACCAGAUAUUGAGUCUGUGACGAAGAUGUUACAGGAAGAGCAGGUUUGGAGGAAGGCGAAGCCGAUGAUGGACAAUUAUCAUUCGCUCCAGUCUAUUGAGACUAGAGUUUUCUCCCCAACUGCUAGUGGCCCGGACGCUCCUUCAUUGAAAAGAAGGAAAACAUCGAGCAUGUCGAGACGUUAGUUAUGUACACUAGCACCACACUGAGUAGAUACGAGGAUCAUAUAGUGCUUGAUCUACUAACCGGAUAUGUUUAAUUCUAAAUAUCGUUUGGCUUCAUACUAGCCCAUAAAGAUGAAUGGUUGAUACAUAACACAGACUUUCUUGCUCCAUAAUUACAUAAUAGAGUAUGUUUUAUAUAUCAGUAUAUCAUAGUACAGGUAUCACAAUGAAAAUUCAUAUUGUACGAUUCAUGUAACAUUGUGUUAUAAUAUCUCAAAUUAUCUUACUGUUUCUACCAUUAUCGUGAAAUAUGUCCGUGGUAUGCAGCAAAAUUAAGUGUAAGUAAGAAGUAAAAAUAUCUAUGUAAGUAUGUCCAUUGUCCAGAUGGUGUCAGAAGAUUGAGAAUAGACUCUGUAUAAUAGCAAAUAUGAAAUAUAGACCAGGAAGGUUGCGAGAAAACACUUGUAUGAUGUAUAAAUGAAUGUUGCCAAUCAAUCCCACGUUUUAAAUUCAAACAUAAUUUCUGUGUUGUAUAUAUAUAUAUAUUCUAUAUUAUAUAUGUCCAUAUUUUUUUUUGUCACAGAGAAUAAAAUAAAUAUAUAAUUAUAAC